This is a messenger RNA of Trematomus bernacchii (emerald rockcod), 2750 nucleotides long. RefSeq names its product ADP-ribosylation factor-like protein 8A. Gene Ontology annotation, biological process: protein transport; anterograde axonal transport. Gene Ontology annotation, cellular component: lysosomal membrane. NCBI's taxonomy places the organism in Eukaryota, Metazoa, Chordata, Actinopteri, Perciformes, Nototheniidae. Bases 280 to 843 code for a protein of 187 amino acids. The record is from RefSeq and is a predicted model, not a curated record. The transcript has 7 exons. Gene Ontology annotation, molecular function: GTP binding; GTPase activity.
GACGCGGCUGGUAGGAAAAGGCGUAGCUAGUAAACAUCACAGAAAGCCGAAAACACACAGCGGACAUUAGAGCCUAACAAACACCGACUCUUUAAACAUCAUACCCGGUUCACACAGAGCCUGUCGGUGUCCCUCCGUUCUGCUGUAACCGUCGGUGGUUGUCACAGCAACUGUCAGCGUCCCCAAGAAAAAAGACAGUUGGGGCGUUAGCAUAGCAGCCUAGCAUAGCAACCUAGCCUUAGCAACAGCAGCUAGCAUUAGCAUCAGACGAUUACAAAGAUGAUAGCGCUAAUCAACAAACUGCUGGACUGGUUCAAGGCGCUCUUCUGGAAAGAGGAGAUGGAGCUGACCCUGGUAGGGCUGCAGUACUCCGGGAAAACGACCUUCGUCAAUGUGAUAGCGUCGGGCCAGUUCAGUGAAGACAUGAUUCCUACAGUUGGAUUCAACAUGAGGAAGAUCACAAAGGGCAACGUCACAAUCAAGCUGUGGGAUAUCGGCGGCCAGCCUCGGUUCAGGAGCAUGUGGGAGCGUUACUGUCGAGGAGUCAGCGCCAUCGUCUACAUGGUGGACGCAGCAGACCCCGAGAAGAUCGAAGCCUCAAAGAACGAGCUCCACAACCUGCUGGACAAACCGCAGCUGCAGGGAAUUCCUGUGUUGGUUCUGGGCAAUAAGAGGGACCUACCAGGAGCUCUGGAUGAGAAGGAGCUCAUAGAGAGGAUGAACCUGUCGGCCAUCCAGGACAGAGAGAUCUGCUGCUACUCCAUCUCCUGCAAGGAGAAAGACAACAUCGACAUCACUCUUCAGUGGUUGAUCCAACACUCCCGGACUAAGAGGAGUUCCUGAGAACACACACGCCCCCCCAACAGAACAGGCCACGCCCACCUGUCCUAACACACACACACACACACACUUGCUCUUUGAUCAAACCCCCCCUCACCCCCCCCAUCCAUCAUUGUAUUUAUACCUCCUCACCCCUCGAUACUCCUAUGGAUGCACUGAUAGCUCAUUUUAGUUUUUUUUAUUAAAGUAUUGAACAUAAUAUAUAACUCGGAAGCAGGUAGAUCGUGUCAGAAACCGGAUCACCUGUUUUCUGAUUUAAUCAAACCUAAUCAUGUCAGGGUUUAAAAUCAUUAAUUACCGUACAAUGUUCUGGGAUUUCUCGCCAUAAAUGAAAUGCGAUUUUGAACACAACUCUCCCAGAACUGAUCGUAAUUAGUUAGAAAUGUAUAUAUUCAUCCUAAUAAUCUGAUAUUUUUCUUUAUCAUCAUCAAAUCAUGUGAUAGAAGGACAACUUUCCGUCUUCAAAGUUGGAUAUCCUAAAGGUGGAAAAUGCUCAUACAGAGUCUCAGAGGGGAAAUCCCUGACAUGCUGCCUCUGUGGUUUGACAGUUAAUUUGAAGCACUAAUGACUUAAUAAGCUCAUUUCCUUCAACAAAACAAUAGUCCUCUGUACUAAAGCACAUUCAAAUACCAGCAGGUUAUUUUUUUUAAACUCUCAAAAAAUAUUGUGAUUUCUGACAUUCAACCCUAGUCACUGAUGCUUCUUCGCAAAGGUGUUUUAAAUCUAAUACAACAUAUAUAUACGUCUUUAUUUAUACAAUAGUAUAAGUGUCAUUUCACCCAAAUUACAGAACACAAACCUUAGUUAUAGGGAAUAUUUCUCCGCUUGAAAAUAAUCCCUGAAAAAUCUAAACAGUCGACAGUAAGGUCUGUAGAUUAGCCAAAAACAUCAACAAGAAUCCACAGAGAAAAUACCUUUUUUUGUAAAUUGGGUGAAAUUACUUUGACUGUUUAACACUAGCAAACUAAAACGUGGUAUGAGUGCAUCUGAACAGAUCUCCACAACAGCCUCCGUGAUAAAACAUGUAUUUAUAAAUUGGUUUGGAUCCUAAAGAAACAUCUUAGUAUAUAAACAUCGGCCAUUUUGACUUUUACUCACAAACAUAAGCUGUUAAAAAGGGCACUUGCUUACAUACACACAUUAGCAUUAUUAGCUGGAGCCUGUUGUGUGGGUCUUCCUCCACUUUUCCCAUGAUCCUCCUCUCCAUUCCCUCCCCCACCUUUAUCAACAGUAACCACACAUCUGCCUUCAUCAUUUCCUCCCUCCUCUGUUGAUUUCCUUGCCUCCUUUCCUCCUUCCUCUCUACCUCCACAUCCAUCCAUCCAUCCACACCUCCAUUAUUUCACAUUUAUAUAAUCCUGAGAAGCCCCUCUUCCUCUCGCCUGUUGUAAACUGCUUGUCCUCCUCUGUGUUCCCUCUAUCCUUCCUUCCUUCCUUCCUUUUGGAUGUUACCUCCUUUCCUUGUCGCCAAGUCCCGCCCCUUUCACCGCCACUCUUGCUCUCCCGCCGAGCGAGGGAUUAAAAACCUUUUUAUUGCACUGUUGAUUUCGGUUUUGUAAGAUAUUAAUAAUGAGAAUAAUGUUAAUAAUCUUCUUAUUGUGACAUAACCUGGUCUGUCCAGAAAGUAAUGAAGUGGUACUCUAACAGGAGAAGGAGAAAUGUCGUUUUGUUUCUGUUCAUAUCUCUGUAAUAAGCUUUUUAUUUCUUAUUGUUUUAUAUUGUUAUUAUUUUGUAUUGUUUUUUUUUUUGACUUCACAAGUCAGUGUUUUCUGCUCUGAGACGUCUGCUGAUUGGACCUGGGGUGUCAUGUGAUCAAAUGCAACGUACACACAUCAUGUCGGAUUAAAUGGAGCGAUGUAAUUAAUUAAGCGUUAUAACUCCCACAUAUUAAAUGUUUAUUUUAAAAUCGA